GUGAUCUCGUGUGCGCACAAGCCCCACCCUCGAAACUGGUUACCUGCGUGCAAACGGGCGCCCAGGGAAGGCUGGCACAAAAGUCAAGAGAAGAAAGAAGAAGAAAGAGCACCCCAGACCACAAUCGCCGUCGGUGAGAGAAGGAGUCACAUUUCAAGGCCGGAUGUGGAGGCAGCGACGGCACUGAGCAGAGCUGGUCUGGUUUGCUUUUCUCCUUUUGGGAACUUCAGCUUGGGCUGCGCCCCUGGGGUUGUGAAAGCGCCGCGCUGGCCAUGGGUUCUGGCUAAAGGUCCUUCCUCCUCCUGAGCAAUCCAGAAAGCAGUGAGGACUUGGGCUGUGCCUGAUCGUCAGAAGGGGCGUGGGGGACACGUUUCUUUCUCUGUGCUGCUUUCCAGCGGGGGGGGCCCCCCACCUCUCCAAGGAGAGAGCAAACAACCCAGCAACAUGAAGGACUACCGGCUGCAUCCCCAGGAAAGGAAAAUGAACAUUUAUAGUCCCCCGCCAGGAGCCCAGGCGACGGACUUUGAGUCAGGCCUGUAUUACAGCGGGAAGGCACAGGACAUGAAUGGCCUCGAGGAAGGGGUGCAGUUCCUCCCUGUCAUGAAUGCCAAGAAGCUGGAGAAGCGCGGCCCAAAGCGUUGGGUGGUGGUAGUAGCAGUCAUCUCAGCCUGCCUUCUAGUUUCCCUUCUGGUUGGGUUCCUGGUCUGGCACUUCAAAUAUCGGAAUGCCUCCAUUCAGAGGCUCUACAAUGGCCACCUAAGACUGACAGGCACUCGAUUCAUUGAUGCUUUCGAGAAUUCCAACUCCCCUGAAUUUGCUGCUCUUUCCAGCAAAGUAAAAGAAAUGCUCAUAGAUAUCUAUAAAAAUGAUAAGAAUGUUGGUCCUUUCCACAAGGAGACAGAGAUCACGGGAUUCAGUGAGGGCAUCAUUGCUUAUUAUUGGUCAGAAUUCAGUGUCCCGGGGUAUAAGGCGAACAACCUUGACAAGGCCAUGGCAAACAUCGGGGCUGUGAAUCAAGCAGUGACACAGAAGUCACGAAAUCCAGAGUUGCGAGUGGAGUCGGUCGUUGCUUUCCCUUCUGAUCCUGAGGCAAUUAAGGCUUCACGGGACAACAGCUGCCGCUACGCCUUGCAUGCCAAAGCAGGAGAAGUCACCAGGUUCACCACGCCGGGAUUUCCCAACAGCCCUUACCCUUCCAAUGCCAACUGCCUGUGGGUGCUGAGAGCCGAUGCAGACUCCAUCAUUAGCCUGACCUUCACGACCUUUGAUGUGGAGCCGUGCAAUGCAGGGAACGACUUUGUGAAGGUGUAUGACUCACUCAGCCCAGGGGAGCCCCAUGAAUUGGUGAAGCUAUGCGGCAGCUACGAUCCAUCGUACAAUCUGACCUUCGUAUCUUCCAAAAACGUCAUGCUGGUCAUGUUGAGCACCGAUGCUGUCGGGCGGCAUCCCGGGUUCAAGGCCGAGUUCUUCCAGAUGCCAAAGCUGAAAAUCUGCGGUGGGGUUUUGAGAGGAACAUCUGGAGUUUUCACCACCCCUUAUUACCCCGGCCACUAUCCUGCUGUUAUGAACUGCACGUGGCGCAUAGAGGUUCCCAAAGAGAAGAAUGUGAAGGUGCGUUUCAACGACUUCUACCUUGUGGAGCCUGGAGUUACAGUUGAUCGCUGCACCAAGGACUAUGUUGAAAUCAACAAGGAAAAGUAUUGUGGGUGGCGUGAAAAGUUUGUGGUAAAGAGUUCGAUGAACACGAUUACUGUCAACUUCCAUUCGGACCGUUCCCACGUGGACACAGGCUUCUCGGCGGAGUUCCUGUCGUUUGAUUCAACCGACCCUUGUCCAGGCAGAUUCACCUGCAGCACCGGCCGUUGUAUUGAGAAAAAGUUGCACUGUGAUGGCUGGUUUGACUGUCCGGAUGGCAGCGACGAACGCAAUUGCACUUGUACCGAGAAGCAGUUCCGAUGCAACAACGGCUGGUGCAAACCAAAAUUCUGGCUUUGUGACGGCGUGAAUGACUGUGGGGACAACAGCGAUGAACUGCAGUGCCUAUGCCCUGAGACUCAAUUUAAAUGCAACAAUGGAAAAUGUAUCCCGGGGGUCCAGAAAUGCAACGGCAAGGAUGACUGUGGCGAUGGGAGCGACGAGAGAAAGUGCAACAACACCGCAAAGACAGUCCAUUGCCAACAAUACACCUACAAAUGCCGCAAUGGCUUGUGUGUAAGCAAGACAAACCCAGAAUGUGAUGGGACAGCGGACUGCAGUGAUAAUUCAGAUGAAGACAACUGCAACUGCGGAAGGCGCUUCUUGAGCAAGAAGUCCCGCAUUGUUGGAGGGCUGAACUCUGAGGUGGGGGAGUGGCCCUGGCAGGUCAGUCUACACGUCAGUAGUCGGGGUCACACCUGCGGAGCCUCCUUGAUCUCCGAGAAGUGGCUAGUGUCGGCAGGGCACUGCUUUCAGGAUGAAAACCCCAUCAGGUAUUCGGAUGCCAAGAUAUGGACGGCAUACAUGGGCCUUCACGACCAGAGUGACCGGAGCAACAAGAAUGUCCAGCAACGGGGCAUCAAACAGAUCAUUCGCCACCCAAGCUUCAAUGACUUUACUUUUGACUAUGACCUCGCUGUGUUAGAACUGGAUAGCCCCGUCACUCUCACCAACUACAUCCAGCCCAUCUGCCUGCCUGACAUCACCCAUGAGUUCCCUGCUGGCAAAUAUCUCUGGGUGACGGGGUGGGGAGCCACUCAAGAAGCAGGUACGGGUGCCACCAUUUUGCAGAAAGCAGAAAUCCGGAUGAUCAACCAAACCAUGUGCAACUCGCUGCUGACCAAUGCGAUGUCGGAACGCAUGAUGUGUGUGGGGAUCCUGACAGGAGGGAUCGACGCCUGCCAGGGAGAUUCUGGGGGACCACUGGCCAGCAUAGAAGACAAUGACAGGAUGUUUCUGGCUGGCGUGGUGAGCUGGGGAGAUGGCUGUGCCCGACGGAACAAGCCCGGAGUCUACACACGGGUGUCUCAGCUACGGGACUGGAUCAAGCAGAAAACAGGUGUAUAGACUGCUGCAGUGAUGGUGCGAUCCAGUCUCCCAUGUUCUGUCUCUGGUUCUGUCGAGCGGGGGUUGAAGAGAUUCCCACAUGAUGUGAAAGGAACUCUGCGUAUCUUGUUCUCUCCCAUACUUCUCCCCUUUUGCUGCUGUCUGGAACAAUUGGCUUGUCUGAUUUUGUCAUCCAUGGCCCCAAAGAUGGACAGUUGCCAGCUUGAGAACUUUCUCCCCGCUCCAUCUCCAGAGAUGGGCUGGCGGUUAUUGUAGCAUGAACCUGUUUCCAGGUGUGGCUUCACCUUCAAGGGGGCUGGCUCUCCCACAACAUGCCCUACCUCUGUGCGGGCUGCUUGAGGCAAGGCGUGAUGGGUGUGCCACCUACGAAAUGGGACUGCAGUGCUCACCAGUUGGCAGAAUGCAGGGAAGAGGCUGUCCAUUGGAAACCCAAGUGGCUACACUCUGUUGUGUUUCUGGAGAUUGGGUGGUAUGUGGUGGGGUUCUGCGGUUUUAGGACUAAACUUGUCUAGCCAGCAUCUGUGACCUCCUUCUGCUUUUGCUGUUGUUGUUUCCUUCUCAUGGUCAGCUGGCUUCACUCUGUGGAGGGAACCUCUAAUGUUUGUUCCUCAAAGUCUUGCUAGCCAGCAUGUCUGAUGCAGUAGAACAGGGAUUCUCAAUGUUGUGUCCUCAGACAUUAUUGGACUUCGGCUCCCAUAAUCCCCAGCCCAGUGGCCUUUGGUUGGGGAUUAUGGGAGUUGAAGUCCAAUAACAUCUGGGGACUCAACGCGGAGAAUCCCUGCAGUAGAGGAACAUCCUCUUUAGAAGAAUCAUCAUUUGCUGCCAUUGCUGUCCUGAAGACAGACAAAGAUAUCCGAUGUUUUGUUUGCUAAAUGCAUCCUAUCCAUAGGCUUUGAUCUGUGCUUGCUUUUAGUAGUUUGAUCUUAAAAAUUUUCUUAAUGGUGAGUUUCACUUUUAAUUGAACAGUGAACUAUGAAGUGCUGCAGUCAAACAUAUAGACUGGCAAGUGACCAGUGUUCUCUGUAACGGGGCUUGCCAGAUAUUGGCUACAACUCCCAGCAUCCCUGGCUGCAGUAGUAUUUGGCUGGGGAUUAUAGGAGUUGUAGUCAACAUUGGGCAAGCCCUGUUACAGCGAACUGCUUGUGACUGAUGUUUUCUCUCUCUCUCUCUGGGUCACACUGCCCCUACCGCAAUCUGCCACUUUUAAAAAGUCUUGAGGUUGUGCCUGGAAGAACAUGAACUGUAUACUUUAUCCACAGACUCCUCCUCCAACCCUUGAAACUCAUUUGUAAGCAGUGUUCCCUGUAAGAGGGGAUCCCAGAUGUUGUUGACUACAGCUCCCAGCAUCCCCAGCCAAAGCCCAAUGCAACUGGGGAUGCUGGGAGCUGUAGUCAACAUCUGGGAUUCCUUCUUAUAGGGAGGACUGUUCUGAAGUCACAUGACACUUUUUUUUAGAAAGAACCUUUAGCAUUCACCCACUGCAUUGUGUUAACCUGCUGUCUACGAAUGUCCUUUUGGAUUUAAGUCUCUUCCCUUUUUUUGAGUGGAUAAGUGCCUGAAUAAUUGGCAGAGUGGAGCUGUGUGCAGAUCUCUUCACUUCAUGGACUAGUUUUAAAGAUUUGUAUUUUCGGCACUGGUGCCAUCUGGUCCAACAAGUGUUGCUGUCCAGGCAGAAAAAUGCAAGUCCUUAAAAAAUAAAGACACCAUUGGCCUUUAAGUUGCGUAAACUCACACAGUUGCCUUUAUGCGAUGAACACUUAGACCCAAAGAUGAGACUGUGUUACUGAGGUUUCGUGACUUAUUAUGCAGGACUUGCUGAAAUAGUUGCAGAUUAUGCAUGCCUAACUGCCUGCAGGAUUGCACCCUGUUGGGUAGUGGAUAGCUAAAGGCAGGUCUGUUCCUGCUAUGGGUGCAGGUGGGUGGGUUUGCAUGGGAGAGGAGUGUCAGAUCUCAAUAUUCCAAAUCCCUGGCUGGCUUGCCUUCUAAAAGCCAAGCUGAAUCUUGAGAUUCUGGGUAUCCUCUAAGGCAAGUGUUCCCCAACUAUUUAUUGUAGCUGAUGGGAGUUGUAGUUCCGCAGCAUCCGGAGGACCACAGCUUGGUAAUUCCUGCUCUAAGGCAUAGGCAACCAUGGCUCUCCAGCUGUUGCUGAACUACAACUCCCAUCAUCCCCCUGCUGCAAUAAACUGCUCCCCCUGCUCUAAGGCUGGAUCUUGAGCGGUGUUCCCUGUAACAGAGAAGCCCAGAUGCUGUUGACUACAGUUCCCAGCAUCCUCGGCUCCAGUGAGCUUUGGCCGGGGAUGCUGGGAGCUGUAGUCAACAGCAUGUGAGAUUCCCUGUUACAGGGAAUGCUGAUCUUGAGCUUCUGGGUAUCCUCUUAAGCAAAGAGUAUAUGUAAAUUAAAGGAGAUGGCUAUUGGAAACUCGAUGGAGCUUUCAUGGAGCACAUCUUAGACCCCUGUGAAAUGCUGCAAGUUCUAGUUGUCUCCAAGUUUGGGUCCUAGAGAGCUUGCUGAAUGACCGCAUCCUGAGCAUGGCAUGCUGGGAUGUAUGGGGAGGCUCUCCAUAGGGUUCAGAAUGAUCAUAGGGUUCCAGCCCAGGUAAAUGCUUUCAGACAUCGUAUGACGGUGUGGGUGGGGGGGGGGGGGACGCUCUGCAGGUUGGGGCACCGUGGACCAAACAGACUUGAAACACUGGCUGCACUUUCCAUUUGUCCCUGUUUCUCCCCCCGCCACACUUUUUUAAAAUAGAAGAACUGAAUAGAUGUAGGUAGCAGUGUUCCCUGUAACAGAGAAUCCCAGAUGCUGUUGACUACAGCUCUCAGCAUCCCCAGCUGCAGUGGGCUUUGGCUGGGGAUGCUGGGAGAUGUAGUCAACAACAUCUGGGAUUCCCUCUUACAGGGGACACUGGUAGGUAGAGAGGUGUUUGUGUUUGUGUGUGUGUGUGAAACUUUUUUCUGCCCCCUUGUGGGUCAGAUUGGCAUUGCCACAAUGUGCCUUAACGUAUGACUUUGUUAAAAAUUCGGAUAUAUAUUUAAAUAUAGGGAGCACUAUAGCGCUUUCCUUCCUCUCUGUCUGCCGAGGUUCUUUAGAGCUGCUUUAUUGGUAUAAGCAGGAGUUCUCAAACUUGGGUCCCCAGAUGAUGAUGGACCUCAAUUCCCAUCAUCACCAGCCACAAUCGCUGAUGGGGAUGAUGGGAAUUGUAGUCCAGCAACAUCUAGGGAGCCAAGUUUGAGAACCCCAACUAUAAGAGUUGCUUUUAGCAUGCAGGGUUGAACUCUGCUUUCUGUUUUGGGAUAUGCGGGGCUGGGAGUGAAAAAUAUAAGGGUCAGCAGUGACUGAUUGGAUAUAUUUUAACACUAUGGAGGCUCCAAUCCUGUAGGAUUGGUGAGGAACAGAAAACAUUGGAGAGAAGAGCUGGGUAAUAUGCACUCCAGGUGGACAAGAAGGGAGAGCAAUGGCUCAGGGUAGGAAGGUAGGAUUCCUUUUUCCGGGCUAUCUUUAGGACAAUUCCAAGGGUAAAGCAAUCGGGCAUGUUACCACUUUUUUUUUUCAAUGACUGUAGCUGUAAGCAAACUUUCAAGUUGAUGUUCUAUAUACCCGCUGGCAAGAUAACAUUGCCUAUUAUAAGGCCAUAUUUUUACAAAAGCGAAUAUUAUAAUGAGCGUCUGAAAUGUGUGAAAUGUUAACGGAACCAGAAAUGAUGUCCAAUAUUUUUGAUUCCAUUACUAAUAUAUAUUUGCCUAUUUCAGAUACUACCUAUAAUAAUUUUGUAAAAAUAUGGCCCUAUAGUAGAUGUUCUCUUUCCAGUUGGGUAUACAUAAUAUCAACUUGAACAUUUGCUUAUGGCUAUAGUCAUUGAAAAAGUAGUAACAUGCCUGAUUCUGUUGUUCUUGGAACUGGCAAACUCUGUGUUUCUGAUGGUGACUGUAGAUUUUGUAAUGCUUAAUGCCCUAUGAAAGGCAAAGAUGGCUGAAAUAUUUAUACACACCUGUGCUGGUCUUGCUCUGGUUUUCUGUUUUUUUAAAUUCCCCCCUUGGUUGGUCCAGGUUAUAGGUUGGGGAACUGAAUGCAAGACCAAAAUUGAAUAAUUCAUAAUGCAGGGGAAAUGUGCUUAUUUGUUUGAAAAGGGUGUUUUAGAAAAUGCCUCAAAAUGCCACUUGCUUGCAAAAUUAAGUAGUGAGAAUAUAGAUGUGAGUUUUGUUUCCUUAAUUUAUCUAUUUUAUUUUAAGUGUUGUGAAUCGACUGACUCAAUCUGAUAUCCGGAUGCAAAUGUACAUAAUGUAUCAUGUUAAUGUUGUAAAUAUACUGAAAUGAAUGGAAACCCAUCCCUGCCUUGAUUUAUCUCCCCACCACACACCCUUGUUUCUUGGUUUUUUUCAAAUGUUUGAAUGAAUUGGGAAAAUCUGUAUUAAAGCUGGAUUUUUAUACUGAA
Hemicordylus capensis (graceful crag lizard) is the source of this 7472-nucleotide messenger RNA. It is a transcript of the gene ST14, whose product is annotated as ST14 transmembrane serine protease matriptase. Gene Ontology annotation, cellular component: membrane. NCBI's taxonomy places the organism in Eukaryota, Metazoa, Chordata, Lepidosauria, Squamata, Cordylidae. The transcript is spliced from 19 exons. Gene Ontology annotation, molecular function: serine-type endopeptidase activity; protein binding. Gene Ontology annotation, biological process: acrosome reaction; proteolysis. The coding region runs from base 445 to 3042 and encodes 865 amino acids. The record is from RefSeq and is a predicted model, not a curated record.